Molecule: messenger RNA, 894 nt
Organism: Penicillium verhagenii
Lineage: Eukaryota; Fungi; Ascomycota; Eurotiomycetes; Eurotiales; Aspergillaceae
Exons: 1
Coding region: 1-894 (297 amino acids)
Molecular function (GO): hydrolase activity
Source: RefSeq, a predicted model, not a curated record
AUGGCAAUGCAGCCCCAUCUGGAGUCUUUGGAGGGAAUGUGGGACACCCACAUUCAUUGUUUCGAUUCAAAUUUGUUCCCAUUUAAAUCUACACGCACAUACACACCCGCUCCAGCGCCCCUGGAAUUAUUGGUCAAGCAAAGCCAAUCAUCUCGACUUGUUCUAGUUCAAGCUUCUGUUGAGGAUGGACCUACCGGAUUACUGGCCCAUCUUGCUCGCAUUCGAUCCGAGUACCCCAACUUACUCGCCCGGGGUAUCCUGUGUCUGGAUGACAAUUGGAGCCAAUAUAGCCAGGAGGAUUUCAUCGCCUUUCACGAUCUAGGUGUGCGGUAUUGUCGCAUCCAUGGGUUCUUUGGUAAUGGCAAAGCCGAUACUGCUAGUCUGAAGGAACGCAUUCGCCUAUUCGCCAAGACAUAUGCCGCCAAACAAUUGGGCUGGGGACUUUCAGCACAACUACCUCUGGCGAUCUGGGCUACCUUGAAAGAUUUUCUCCUUCAUGACCCAGAAGUGUCUAGUCUGUCGAUCAUUGCCGACCAUGUUGGCUGCGCGACACCUGCUGAUAUUGGAAGCUCCAAUCUCGAUCAAUUUGUGCAGUUGCUCCGUGCUGGCAGACUCCAUGUGAAAAUAUCUGCUCUAUAUCGUAGGGCUGAAGAGAAUAUUUCUGCUAUGAAACCGAUCAUUGAACGCUUUGCAAACAGCGCACCCUCGGCUCUGAUAUGGGGCAGUGAUUGGCCUCAUGUGGAUUCCAGUGGCACCACUCUAGAUCCCAAGAGCCGAAUGAUCCCCAAAGUGGCAGAUCCUAUCACAGAGCUUGCACUUCUGCAAAAUUGGUUAACAGCUGAUCAAUUCCGAACAAUGCUGGUUGAAACUCCCGGGCGCCUGUUUGGACCUUAG